AUGUCGACGCAGAGUAAGCUCCUGGAGUGGCUCCCUUUCCGGGCUGACUUUCUGGAUGAGCUACUGCGCUUUGAAGGGUGCGAGGAGUACAUAGAAGACGGGAAUGUGCUCUGUUCGAUUUGCACAGAAAACUUCGCGACAGUGCGAUGCCGCGACUGUGCUCGACGACCACUAUGCUGUGAGUCUUGUCUUAGGACGAGGCAUGCAGACAUGCCUUUGCAUCGGAUUGAGAAGUGGGAUGGCGCAAAAUUCUUGCAGUGUUCGUUGCGAGAUAUCGGUCUCAUUGUCCAACUAGGACAUGACCAAGGUACUUGCGCACACCCGGCUGAACAGCCUCGUCGCAUUAUUGUAGGCCAUACUUCUGGUGUCCAGGCAGUCAGUGUUCGCUUCUGCGAGUGCCUUGAUGACAACUGUCACUUCAUGCCAGAGUGGUGCCAACUCUUCCGGUUUGGGUGGUUCCCCGCCAGUACACACUCCCCGGCGACCACAUUCACCUUUGACCUUCUCGAUACGUUCCAAGAGCUCAGCUUUCAAGGGAAGACAAAUCUCUUCGACUUCUGGCGGACUAUAGAACAUAUAACUGACAAUUCUGGCGGGCACGAUGUCUUUGACUGCUACAAGCAGCUAUCACACACAAUGAGAAUAUGGCACCACCUAGUUAUGUUGAAGCGAUUUGGGCGGGCGCAUGAUCCUGCCGGACCAGAUGCGAUGAAGCCGGGAGAGCUGGUGGUUGAAUGUCCAGCAUGUCCGCAUCCGGGUCGUAAUAUUCUGCCAGAUUGGGAAGCCGCGCCGCCCGAUGUCAAGUCAGUAUCAUAUUUCAAACCGAGUACGAAUAUUACUAAUGAUGUUUUAUUAGAUGGCUAUACACCCUGUUCCUUAUGA
This is a messenger RNA of Dichomitus squalens LYAD-421 SS1, 882 nucleotides long. RefSeq lists its product as uncharacterized. Bases 1 to 882 code for a protein of 293 amino acids. Lineage: Eukaryota; Fungi; Basidiomycota; Agaricomycetes; Polyporales; Polyporaceae. The transcript has 3 exons. The record is from RefSeq and is a predicted model, not a curated record.